Striga asiatica is the source of this 377-nucleotide messenger RNA. NCBI's taxonomy places the organism in Eukaryota, Viridiplantae, Streptophyta, Magnoliopsida, Lamiales, Orobanchaceae. The record is from the annotation of a GenBank genome assembly.
AUGGCGAACGGCUGGAUGCACUCAUUCGCCGGCAGGGCUGCUCGAAUCGUCGCUAAGGGUCAGCCUUCGACAGUCGCGCUUGGUCUCUUCAGCUGUCGGGAACUGAAGCUCUUCGCCGGCGUUUUCCCGCUUUCGAUUGCAAGAUCUCUGACGCCUGGAACUCGCCGGACUGGUGCUGCUCUCGCCGGGAAUCCCGUCGCUGAGGCUUGGUUCUCUUGCCGUUGGAUGGCCGGAGGUCGGAGCUCAAAGGUCUCGGAGGUCGUCGGCGCGCACAGAUUCCUCGUAGCCAGAAAUGGCUGGCUCUCGAAUUCGCUGGGCGAUUUGUGAAAUUCGGAGGGGAAUUCAAGGGGCUCAAAAAUGGGAGAUGCGGCUGAUGC